AAGCAAAAUUUCACAAAAUUUAUAUAAUUCGAACGAAAGCAGGAAAUAAUCUUCGAAUUUUUUUCUUUUUUUCCAAUUUCCUCUGCUGUUUUCCAGACGAGAGGGGCUGUCCGCUGUUUUGAGCAGUUCCCUCACUUUAUCCGGAGAGAAGACGAGAAGAGAAGAGAAAAGAAGAUUCCGUCGGGAUUCGCCUGUUACUCUUUCGGCUGAGCCGCCGGGCGAGGAAGGUGGUGAUUGCGAGCUCAAACUACAUCGGCUGCUUCUUCGUCUCCGUCCGACAGUGAGUGUUCCGGUGGUCCGCUGUCUAUGUGACGGUCGGUGUGUGUGAUUGAGGCGAUCGGUGGUGGAAGGUGAGCUCCCGAGGCAAAUCUGGGGAGUGAGAGCUCCCGAUUGAGGCGCCUCCCGUGCUGCGCGGAUUUCGUCUCGGGUCUUGUCUGUUUAUUCGGCAUGGACAGCAUGGACAUCGAUUCCCCACCCCAGACUGGCAGCCUCACCAGCCCCGACGAUCGAAUCAGGGCGAAGCUUGCUCAAAUUGGAGUUCCAGAUGAGUAUCUUCGCAGCUUCCAAUCUGUACUAGUUGAUUUUGUCAGGGGUAAUGAGUCUUGGGUACCGCAGCUGGUAUCUGCAAUAUUACCCUCGGACGAGGAAGUAGCAGAGCUUCAACAAAGAUCAAAAGCAGGAUCUAAGAAGACUGCAGGCGCUCUAACAGUGAAGGAGCGGUUAAGGGCAAGUAUGGUUUGGUUGCAGUGGUUGAUGUUUAGGUCUGAACCGACCAAUGCCCUCAAUUACCUUUCUGAGAUGAAUGUUGGUGAGCGUGGUGUUUGUGGUGCUGUCUGGGGAAAUAAUGAUAUCGCAUACCGGUGCCGAACCUGUGAACAGGACCCUACAUGUGCAAUAUGCGUUCCCUGUUUUGAAAAUGGGGACCACAAGGACCAUGAUUAUUCUACUAUAUAUACCGGUGGUGGUUGCUGUGAUUGUGGAGAUAUAACUGCAUGGAAGCGUGAGGGAUUCUGCUCUAGGCAUAAAGGUGCAGAGUGGAUAAGGCCUCUUCCGCCAGAGAUUGCAAAGUCUGUGCAGCCUGUCCUUGAUUUCCUUUUCUCCUGCUGGAGAGAUAAGUUGAUGCUUGCUGAAUCUAUUCGCCAGGAAAGGCGUAAAGCAAGUAAUGAUUCCGUAGAGGGGACAAAAUUUGGAAAUGACCUUACUUUCAUUGUGGUUGAGAUGCUUUUAGAAUUUUGUAAGCACAGUGAGAGUUUGGUGAGUUUUGUUUCGAUUAGGUUAUUCUCAUGUGAUGGCUUAUUGGAUAUUCUGGUGAGAUCUGAGAGGAUUUUGAAUGAAUUGGUAGUAAAGAAGCUCCAUGAGCUCCUACUGAAGUUGCUGGCAGAGCCUUCAUUCAAGUACGAGUUUGCCAAAGCAUUUUUGAGUUACUAUCCAACUGUUGUAUGUGAAGCGGUGAAAGAGUGCAAUGAUGAUGCUUUCAAGGAUUAUGCUGCAAUAUCAACGUUUUCGGUGCAGAUCUUCACAGUGCCCACAUUGACCCCACGACUUGUAAAGGAAAUGAAUUUAUUAGCGAUGCUCUUUGGAUGCUUAGGAGAAAUUUUUGCUUCCACUGCUGGGGAAGAUGGUCGUUUACAGGUCACAAAAUGGCAAGGCCUGUAUGACACCACCAUCCGUGUUGUGGAAGAUAUUCGGUUUGUCAUGAGCCAUGCUGUGGUUCCUAAAUAUAUACUUUGCAAUCAACAAGAUAUCUUGCGAACCUGGAUGAAACUUUUGGCCUUCGUGCAAGGAAUGAACCCGCAGAAGAGAGAAACGGGUAUACCCGCUGAGGAAGAAAUUGAAAAUACGCACUUGCCGUUUGGGUUGUGUUUCUCAAUAGCGAGUAUUCAUUCUCUCUUGGUGAAUGGUGCUUAUUCUGAUGCACAUUUUGAAGAGACGAGUGAUUUCUCUUUGUUCAAUACAUGUCAAAAGAGUAGUGAUGAUGCAGAUAGUUUAAGACAUGCAAAAGUGGGGCGGUUAUCGCAGGAAAGCUCUGCAUGUGGUGUGACGGGGAUGAGCAGCCCAUCUGGGUGUGGAUCUAAGGCUCCUGAUGAUGAUUCUACAACUGAUUUACAACUUAGGGUUCCAGCGCCUGUGUUAUGGUUGAUAUAUGAAUGCUUGAGGGCUUUGGAGAAUUGGUUAUUAGCAGAUAACACCUUAGGCGCCCCUUCAGCCUCAUCUCGGAGCACUAGCCUUGUUUCCAGUAGCAAUUUCUCUGCAUUUAAGAAGCUAUUGAGGAUCAGAAGGGGCAGACACAUAUUUGGUAGGCUUAGCAGUUCAGAUGAUCAACAGGCUCAACAAUCUAGACCAGAAGAUGAUGAUGUCAGUAUGGCUUUAGAAGACGGGAAAGAUUCAGAGCGGGAAGUUAAACUGAUGUUGAGAGAUGAAGGUCAUUCAUUUUCUGGUUCCACUACAAGUUCUGAUAGUAGUGGUGCUGUGGGAGAUGAUCAUGCUCCAGAGUCGGAAGCAUUGCACGUUUUGAGUCUGUCAGAGUGGCCAAAUAUAAUUUAUGAUGUUAGUUCUCAAGAUAUAUCAGUUCACAUUCCAUUACAUCGCUUGCUAUCUCUGCUUCUACAGAGAGCUCUUAAACAAUGUUAUGGUGAAUCUACUAUAUCAAUCCCUUGGCAUCCAUCAGCGAGCUCUUCCAACUUCUUUGAGCAUAUCCUGGGACGAUGCCACCCUUUAGGUUUUUCUGCAUUUACUAUGGAGCAUCCGCUACGUAUUAGGGUCUUUGUUGCAGAGGUUCAUGCUGGAAUGUGGAAGAAGAAUGGGGAGGCUGCUCUAUUGUCCUGCGAGUGGUAUCGUUCUGUUCGAUGGUCUGAGCAGGGUUUGGAGCUUGACCUUUUUAUGCUGCAGUGCUGUGCUGCAUUGGCUCCACCGGAUCUCUAUGUUAAAAGGAUUUUAGAACGUUUUGGACUCUCAAACUACCUAUCUCUGAAUCCGGCACGCGCUAGCGAGUAUGAACCAGUUCUUGUACAGGAAAUGCUCACUCUUAUCAUUCAAAUAGUUAAAGAAAGGCGGUUUUGUGGACUAACCACAUCCGAAAGCUUGAGAAGAGAGUUAGUUUAUAAGUUGGCUGCUGGAGAUGCUACUCAUAGUCAACUUGUCAAAGCUCUCCCCCGUGACCUGUCAAAAUUUUCCAGGCUUCAAGAAGUUUUGGAUACAGUUGCUUCGUAUUCCAAUCCCUCUGGCUACAAUCAGGGCAUGUAUUCACUGAGAUGGCCAUAUUGGAAAGAACUGGAUUUGUACCAUCCUCGUUGGAACUCUAGAGAUCUCCAAGUGGCAGAAGAAAGAUAUGCUCGAUUCUGUAGUGUGUCAGCAGUAACAGCGCAGCUGCCUAGAUGGACUCCCAUUUAUGCACCUCUGUCAAGGAUUGCUGGAGUAGCUACAUGUAAAAUGAUCCUUCAAAUAAUCCGGGCAGUCCUAUUUUACGCUGUUUUGAAUGAUAAACCAUCUGAAUCUCGAGCGCCAGAUACUGUCCUUAUACCAGCACUGCAUUUGUUCUCUCUUGCAUUGGACAUUUGCUUUCAACUGAGGGAAUCCAAUAAGUUAUUAUCUUAUGUUGGAGAUUCAUUACCGAUAUUAGCCUUUGCUACUGAAGAAGUCGCUGAUGGCUUGGCGUAUGGUUUUGGUGAGCUGAGCUUGUUGUCACUUCUUGUUAUGCUGAAGAAGUUGCACAAGAGAGACGGAGAGAGCCUCGCAGAUGCGGGCAGCUGUGACCUAUCAUCUUUGGUUGAGAACCUACUGAAAAAGUGUGCUGAGCUCGACUCCAGCUGCAUGACCAAAUUGCAGCAACUUGCACCAGAAUUGGUAAAUCAGCUCUCUCAGUCAGCUUUGAACAUUGAUAUGGGCAGCUCCGGUUCAGCUUCUGAUGGCGAGAAACGCAAGGCAAAAGCUCGACAGAGGCAGGCUGCCAUAAUGGCAAAAAUGAGAGCGGAGCAGUCAAAGUUUUUAGCUAGCAUUGAUUCAUCGGGUGAGGGUUUAUCCUCUGCAGAAGAGGUUACCCAGUCAGUUGCCACAAAUGAGACACAGGAGUCUGCUCGGGAUGUAUGCUCUCUUUGUCAUGAUACCACCUCCAAGAUUCCCCUUUCUUUCUUGAUUCAUCUUCAGAAAUCAAGGCUUGCCAGUCUCGUGGAUAGGGGCCCACUAUCAUGGGACAGAGUUCAACAGCCUGAUAAAGAUCAUAUUAAUAUUGUGAAUAGCAAGGACAGUGAUCAAUGUGGAGCUGCCUCUUUAGCAAGUGUUCCAGAAGCCAUAUCUCAUUCACAAUUGGACCAAUUGGUUCAAAAUGCCGUUCGUAGAUUCGCUUCUUAUGGCCAUUCAGGUGAAGUGAAUGCCUUUAUAGAAUUUGUCAAGGCUGAAAUCCCUUCAAUAAAGAAUCUCCACCCGCCAUGCAUAUCAGCUGAUAGAAAGGAGGGCAGUGAAUAUAAAUUCGAGACAUUGGAACAAGAUAUGUACCUGUGGAUCAAGAAAAACCUGCAUUCAAACCCGCAACUUUUAGGAUCAGUUGGAGCAGUUAAUUUUACAGCAGCGGAAGGGGUUGUAGGGGAACAAACGGAUGCUGAAAAUAUUCUAUUUGGGAAGUACGUAGCUUUUCUUAAACGAGAAAGAGCAGAAAACCCUUCAGCUUCUGAAAAUGCCCGUGAUGAAGAUGUGACAGAGGUGUCUAUGGAAAAUAUUUCGGCAUUUGAUGGAUUUGGUCCUGUAGACUGUGAUGGGAUAUAUCUCUCUUCCUGUGGUCAUGCUGUGCACCACGGAUGUCUAGAUCGCUACUUAUCCUCUCUGAAGGAAAGAUACAUUCGAAGAAUCGUGUUCGAGGGGGGGCAUAUAGUGGAUCUGGAUCAGGGUGAAUUUCUCUGCCCCGUUUGUCGACGGCUUGCAAAUUCUGUCUUGCCUGCAGUGCCUUCUGGUUCUGGAGUAGCUUGGAAUCAACCUCCGAGUUUAAGCCUUAAUUUGUCGCAAUGCCCUUCUGCAGCAGGAAGUGAUAUUACUUGUCUUCACCUUCCACGGGCCCUGUUUUUGUUGCAAUCAGUGGCUGAGAUGGUUAAUAAGGGUGAAAUAUUUAAAGCUUUUUCCUUGCAGUGUAAUGCAAGACUGAAGUUGAGACUUGAAUCAUUUGUUGGUGUGCUGUCGAAGAUGUAUUUUCCAAGAAAACAAGAGAAAUUGUUAGGAUCAGCGAGGACAAGCCGCUCAAUUAUUAUGUGGGAUACUCUUCGGUACUCCAUUAUAUCAACAGAAAUAGCUGCUCGCACUGGAAGGACUUCUCUUGCACCAAAUGUUUCUCUCAAUAACUUAUACAAGGAACUUACAUCUUCUGGAAAAUUUAUUUUGUCCUUGUUUCUGAAAAUUGUGCAAAGCACGAGGACAGAGAAUGCUCUAGAUGUUCUUCAAAGGUUUAGGGGUAUCAAGCUCUUCGCAGAUUCUAUUUGCUCUGGAAUUUCUUCAGAUUACCCAAGCAACCUUGAUGAGCAACGAGGUAAUCUGUUUUGGAUCUUGAAAGAUGCAGAGAAGGAAAUAUCAUAUGUUGAUACCCAGUUCUGGAGACGAGCAGUUGAACCAGUCCUUGCUCAUGACCCUUUCUCAUCCUUGAUGUGGGUUCUGUUUUGUCUUCCUUUCCCCUUCUUAUUUAGCGAGGAGUCCUUUCUAUCUCUUGUGCACAUCUUCUAUGCAGUCUCUGUUGCUCAGGUUAUAGCUACAUAUACUUGGAAAUCCGGAUUCAAGCUGGAUGAAUCAGAUCUCCGUGACUGUCUAAUUGCUGAUAUCUACAAAAUAAUGGCAGAGUCUAGGUUCCCAGACAAGUAUUUUGUUUCCAAUCACAUGGACUCCUCUUAUAGCAUAAGAAGUGCAAUUCAGAGAUUCACUUUUCCUUACUUGCGGAGGUGCUUGUUGCUGUGGAAGCUGGUGAAUUCCUCAACACCUGCACCGUUCUCUGAUAUGAAUCGUGAAUUGGAUGCAACUUUCCAGGCUAUGGAUAACAUGGAUGAGUCUAGUGAUGUCCUCGAGCUUAGAGGGGUUCAGGAGCUUGAGAAAAUGUUCAAGAUCCCUUCAGUUGAUAUUGUUCUCAAGGAUCAAAAUAUUCGGCAUCUCGUUCAAAGAUGGUUCCAUCACUUAUUCAAGGAGUUUGAACUUAAUAGAUUCAAAUGGGUUGUUCAUUGCACCCGUGCAAGUCCUUUUAAGUUGAUGGAGCUGCCUCAUGUGUACCAGGAUCUUUUGCGGAGGUAUAUAAAGCAGCGGUGCCCCGACUGCAAUUCUGUUCUGGAGGAGCCAGCAUUGUGCUUGUUGUGUGGUAGAUUAUGCUCGCCGACCUGGAAACCAUGCUGCAGGGAAAGUGGAUGUCAAGCUCAUUCAACUGCCUGUGGUGCUGGUACCGGUGUGUUCCUAAUGAUUAGGAGAACAACCAUAUUGCUCCAAAGAUCUGCGAGGCAGGCGCCUUGGCCAUCUCCGUAUCUAGAUGCAUUUGGUGAAGAGGAUAUUGAAAUGCACCGGGGGAAGCCUCUGUACUUGAAUGAGGAACGCUAUGCUGCUCUAAAUUAUAUGGUGGCUUCUCAUGGAUUUGACCGAAGCUCCAAGGUUCUCCGUCAGACAACUCUCGGUGCCUUUCUGCUGUAGGUCGGCCCCUCAAGUGUCUUUAGAAGAGGUUAACAUUGGUGGUUUUCUGCUCGGUCCCAUCGGUGGGAAGCAACUGGUGUGAAUCUGAUGUAAUUAGUUUUGCCUUUGUACAUUCUCAGCUGAGUCCUCUAAUUUGGAGUGAUGUCUCUUUUUUAUCCGUAAUACAAAUAUAAAUAUAUAAAUAUAUAUAUAUAUUUUAUCGUCAUUGGCAGUUCAGUUUUUCUUA
Punica granatum (pomegranate) is the source of this 6868-nucleotide messenger RNA. Lineage: Eukaryota; Viridiplantae; Streptophyta; Magnoliopsida; Myrtales; Lythraceae. The record is from RefSeq and is a predicted model, not a curated record.